Molecule: messenger RNA, 435 nt
Organism: Funneliformis mosseae
Lineage: Eukaryota; Fungi; Glomeromycota; Glomeromycetes; Glomerales; Glomeraceae
Source: the annotation of a GenBank genome assembly
GACAAAGAGAGGCUAGACUUAUAUAUGAAGUUACUGGCUGGUGUAUGAAUAACCCUAGACUUGGACUAUACGGAAGUAGUCAGACAUGUUAUAACUUGCCUCUACCAAAUCCUACUGUUCGGGGUCCAGAUGCUUCCGUUGUUCUCGCAACAAGAUGGAAUGCAUUAUCGGUUAAUGAUCAAAACGAAGCGUUUCCCUCAGUUGCCCCAAAUUUUGUUGCGGAAAUACGUUCAGAUAACGAUUCUGAGGAUUAUUGUCACCGAAAAAUGAUAGAUUUUAUGAAUGCAGAUGUUGAAGAAGGUAUUUUGAUUGAUCCCCUCAAUCAAACUGUAACAGUAUAUCGAGUUCAACAAGACAAUAUUGUUAUGAACGUGCGAAGAAAUCCUCGUACUUUUACUUCUCGAAUUCUUAACGGAUUCGUUUUAGACUUGCAGG